Cataglyphis hispanica is the source of this 1546-nucleotide messenger RNA. RefSeq names its product beta-ureidopropionase (gene pyd3). The transcript is spliced from 5 exons. Lineage: Eukaryota; Metazoa; Arthropoda; Insecta; Hymenoptera; Formicidae. Bases 257 to 1360 code for a protein of 367 amino acids. Gene Ontology annotation, molecular function: beta-ureidopropionase activity. The record is from RefSeq and is a predicted model, not a curated record.
CCAUAUUGUAAACAAAGGCUACAACUUCAAGCUUUAAUUGCUUACAGUUUUUUUUUUAUCCUAUCUUAUAUCCAUAAAAAUUUCUUUUGGAAAUGUCUUUAUGAUACUUCUCACAGACUUAUCUCCUAUACUGUUUACUCUCUUUUAUCAAUGUUAUAUUUCAUUCUUGUAAAUGUAGCGGAGCAUCAUCUAUAAAAUUUUGAACGCUAAGGUGAUUGUAGGUCAAAGAAAGCUGAUAGCAAGAUAACUUGCAAUCAUGCACCAAACUAUAGAAGAAACUUUAGAGAAAUAUAUACCACAGGAAGAAUUAAAUGGAGUUAAAAGCAUUUUAUUUGGACGUAAAUUAGAACCAUUAUAUAAAAAAUGGGAAAAUGAAGAUUUUGAAAUGCAAGGAUGGAGCUUACAUAGUGAUAUCACAGAAGAACUCCGUCCCGAACGUCUAGUUACUGUCGGACUAAUACAACACAAGAUUGUAUUACCAACAACAAAGCCCAUUUUGAGCCAACAAGAAGCGAUACAUAAAAAAAUUGCAUCAUAUAUUAAAAAGGCAGCUGAUCAUGAUGUUCAGAUUUUAUGUCUCCAAGAAGCGUGGAAUAUGCCAUUCGCUUUUUGUACAAGAGAAAAAUAUCCAUGGUGUGAAUUUGCAGAAGAAGCUGAAACUGGUCCCGCAACCAUGUUUCUAUCUAAAUUUGCUAAACAGUAUAACAUGGUAAUAAUAUCGCCGAUUUUGGAAAGAGACUCUGCUAACGGUGAUACUAUUUGGAAUACUUGUGUAGUGAUUAACACAGAUGGAAAAGUCCUUGGGAAACAUAGGAAGAAUCAUAUUCCUCGUAUUGGAGAUUUUAACGAGUCCACUUAUUAUAUGGAAGGCAAUACAGGACAUCCAGUUUUUAAUACACCUUAUGGAUGUAUCGCAAUUAACAUAUGUUACGGACGUCAUCAUCCAUUAAAUUGGUUGAUGUUUGGUUUGAAUGGAGCAGAAAUCGUUUUUAACCCAUCCGCAACUGUUGAAGGAUUAUCCGAACAUUUGUGGCCAAUUGAAGCAAGAUGCGCCGCUAUAGCGAAUAAUUACUAUACUUGCGCUAUCAAUCGUGUGGGUACCGAGAUUUUCAAUCACGAAUUUACAUCUGGUGAUGGAAAACCAGCACAUAAAGAUUUUGGACAUUUCUAUGGCUCUAGUUACAUUACUGCUCCUGAUGGUACACGAACUCCAGGUUUAAGUCGUCACAAAGACGGACUUUUGAUUGGAGAAUUGGACCUAAAUCUAUGCCGACAAAUGAAAGACAUAUGGGGAUUUAGAAUGACACAAAGACUUGAUAUGUAUGCUAAAGAACUUGCUGAAUUCACAAAGCAGAAAUGAGAUUUAGGAUAUUUACAGAAUAUUUACAUCAUUCCUAACUCCAUAAAAUUUGUGAAAAUUCAACAAUGCAUUUUGCAAUUCAUCAGAGGCCUAAUAUUUUAUCUAAAAAUAUAAACUUAUCUACCAAUAUAUUAAAUAAUUUCAGAAAGAGAAUAUAUAAAAACUUAUAUUUUUCCACAAUAUCGA